Lottia gigantea (owl limpet) is the source of this 933-nucleotide messenger RNA. RefSeq lists its product as hypothetical. The coding region runs from base 1 to 933 and encodes 310 amino acids. The record is from RefSeq and is a predicted model, not a curated record. Gene Ontology annotation, cellular component: membrane. Gene Ontology annotation, molecular function: G protein-coupled receptor activity. Lineage: Eukaryota; Metazoa; Mollusca; Gastropoda; Lottiidae. The transcript has 2 exons. Gene Ontology annotation, biological process: adenylate cyclase-activating adrenergic receptor signaling pathway.
AUGUGCGUUCCUAUUACAACUAUUGUUGGGAAUGGCGUGGUGAUAAUUGCAUUUUUUACCCAUCGUCGGUUACGAACUGUUACUAAUUAUUUUGUGGCGUCGUUGGCUAUAGCCGAUAUUGGAGUAGCAGUCUUUGUGAUGCCAUUUGCUAUCUAUCAACAACUGAGUAAUAAGAACUGGACACUGGGACAUACAAUGUGCUUAGUGAAUACAAGCUCAGACGUGAUGUUAUGUACUAUUUCAAUAUUCCAUUUAUCUUGUAUGGCAAUAGACAGGUAUCUGGCUAUAUGCCGACCAUUUUUACAUGAACGUAUGACAAAAAAGAUUGUUUUGCUAAUGUUACUCGCUUGUUGGAUUUUACCUUUAUUCAUUUCUUUUGUGCCAAUUAUGAACGAAUGGAACCUGAUUGGCAUAGAAGAUUACUAUGAUUGUCUGUUUCCUGAAGGAGCUCCAAUGUGUGUUUUUGUCGUUAAUAUUCCAUUUUCCCUCAUCUGUUCGUCUUUCGCUUUUUACGUUCCUGUUGUAUUUAUGAUCAUUUGUAAUGUGAAAAUCUAUAUGGCUGCCAGACAUCAGGCCAUGCAAAUUCGUAGUUUAGAUGUGAUGGGACACAGCAAAGGAAAGGGGAAAUUUAAACAGGAAACGAAAGCAGCCAAGACAUUAGGAAUUAUUAUGGGCUGUUUUAGUGUCUGUUGGUUUCCAUUUUUUAUAUUUAAUGUAAUCGACCCAAUAAUUGGCUACAAAAUACCAUAUAUUCCAUGGUUGGUAGCUUUGUGGUUAGGUUAUAUUAAUUCUAUGAUGAAUCCUUUCUUAUAUUACUACUUUAACAGAAGUUUUAAAGCCGCUUUCAAAAGAAUAUUCAAAUGCCGCAUAUCGACUGAUAAGCGACCAUCUUCAUUACGCGACCAGCGACCGUGUCUUUACACUCCCGUGUAA